This is a messenger RNA of Myotis brandtii (Brandt's bat), 1450 nucleotides long. RefSeq names its product ribosomal protein L7-like 1 (gene RPL7L1). Gene Ontology annotation, cellular component: cytosolic large ribosomal subunit. Gene Ontology annotation, biological process: maturation of LSU-rRNA from tricistronic rRNA transcript (SSU-rRNA, 5.8S rRNA, LSU-rRNA). NCBI's taxonomy places the organism in Eukaryota, Metazoa, Chordata, Mammalia, Chiroptera, Vespertilionidae. The transcript is spliced from 6 exons. Bases 172 to 1170 code for a protein of 332 amino acids. Gene Ontology annotation, molecular function: structural constituent of ribosome; RNA binding. The record is from RefSeq and is a predicted model, not a curated record.
CAGUGUAAAGAAAGCCUUGUGCAACCUCUGGCAGGAAUCGGGGCUGGCGUGACCUCCGCGGUGGCUGCUGCUAACGGGACGCCUGCUCUCCGGGACGCGAGGCUAAGAGACGUCUCUAUGGUCAAGUACACGUAGAGCGGUGCCACGCUUUCCCACGCGGUGGGACUGCGCAUGCGCUGGGGCUGCAGCUUUGGCAAGAUGGCGGAGGAAGAGCAAAGAAAGAAGAUCCCUUUGGUUCCAGAAAACCUCCUGAAAAAGAGGAAGGCGUACCAGGCCCUCAAAGCCACCCAGGCAAAGCGGGCACUUUUGGAAAAGAAGGAGCAGAGGAAAGGAAAAGAUAUCAGGUUUAAGCGACUGGAAUGGUUCCUGCACGAUGCCUGGCGGCAGCGACGUGACAAGGUGCGCCUCAGACGACUGGAAGUGAAGCCGCACGGUUUGGAGGUGCCAGAUGAACAUUCCUUGGCCUUCGUUGUGCGCAUCCAAAGGAUCAGGGGGGUGAGCAUACUGGUACAGAAAACCAUUGCAAGGCUUCGCCUGAAGAAGAUUUUCAGUGGUGUCUUUGUCAGAGUGACCCCCCAGACCAUAAAAACGCUGCGUAUAGUGGAACCGUAUGUGACCUGGGGAUUUCCCAAUCUGAAGUCUGUCCGGGAGCUCAUCUUGAAACGUGGACAAGCCAAGGUCAAGAAUAAAGUCAUCCCUUUGACAGACAACACAGUGAUUGAGGAGCAUCUGGAAUAUCUGAAAGCACACUGCAUUGGAAGCAUGUGUUUCUGUUUUUUGGAAUUAUCCAGUAUCUUCAAAGAAGAUUAUUUUCUGCUAUAUCUUCAGAAACUGCAGGGGAAGGGUCAGGGAAAAGAUGGUGGUGAUGUCCCACUUCCAAAGGAAAAGUCCAGUGUGUUUCCCACGUUGGCCACUGCUGCCACCUCUGAAAUCAGCCAAGGACUCAUGCCAUGGAGGAGAGGGUCCUGCGUCACAGAUAGGAGAUGUCCUUCGUCACGUCUUCUGGACCCAAGCGUGAACUCAAGACGGCAGUGGGCCCAGCCCAGAGGCAUACCGGAACUUGGGGUUCCCAAUGCCUCAUUUUGGAAAGAACUUGAAAUACAUUUAGAAGAGCACGAAAAUGGGGCUCAAUUGUCUCUGUUGUGUGUCCGUGUUCCAGCUUUUCGGUGACAGCUUUGAAAGCUCUCAGGCUUGACUGGCUCUAAAUUUACCUGGUGGCUUCCUUUUCCUAGCUCAGGAUUUUAACCUAUUCUUGGAUUUGUGAGAAGGGAAGGACCAUUUCCCCAGAAAGACAUGCAUCCACUCCAAUUUUUGCUCAAGGGCUUAGGGUGUUCAUAGACUCUUAUCAGGGACCCGUGCACCUUACACAAGAAAGUCCUGCACUAUCAGGAGUGGUUACCCAGGCCUGGCCUUGCUAAUCUGGUUCCCUGUCCUGUGGAAAACCAAAGCU